This is a messenger RNA of Hemicordylus capensis (graceful crag lizard), 5797 nucleotides long. It is a transcript of the gene ADAMTS16, whose product is annotated as ADAM metallopeptidase with thrombospondin type 1 motif 16. Gene Ontology annotation, biological process: extracellular matrix organization; proteolysis. The record is from RefSeq and is a predicted model, not a curated record. The transcript has 24 exons. NCBI's taxonomy places the organism in Eukaryota, Metazoa, Chordata, Lepidosauria, Squamata, Cordylidae. Gene Ontology annotation, cellular component: extracellular matrix. Gene Ontology annotation, molecular function: metalloendopeptidase activity. The coding region runs from base 279 to 3932 and encodes 1217 amino acids.
CAAAGGGAGAGAUCAAUGAGGAGGAGAGCAAUAUCCCGCCCACUCGCAUCUCCUUCGCAGCCGGCGCGUUUUUCAUGCUUGGACAGCAGCAGCAGCAGCGAGAGCCGGCGGCCUGCAAGACAGGGAGUGUGGGAGGCGGCCGCAGGGCAUGCAGGUCCCUGCCACCGUGGAAGCGGGCGCCACUUCCUCUCCCAAGCCGGGAGCCAGCCUCCCUCCGUCCGCCUGGUUCCGUCGCUAGGGGCUGUUAAUUUGCAGCUCUCUGCUUUGCGGGAGGGAGGAUGUAUUCAAGCAGUUUAGCGGUGCUGUGGCUUCUCUUUGAAAUACAGUUCAAGUAUGCACCUGUGGCAUGUGUGGGUCAAACUGUGGUUGCGAGCCAGCCCUUCCUCCUUCCCUCCUUGCACUCAGAGUUGCUGGACUUCACGGACAACAGUGAAUAUGAUAUUGUGACGGCAUAUGAAGUAGACCAAAAUGGGGAGUAUGUGAGUCAUGCAAUUGCACACCAUGAAAGGAGGAAGAGAUCGACUUCAGGGGGAGGAGCUGACUUGCUACAUCUUCAUUUCCAUGGGUUUGGUCAUCACUUCCAGCUCGACCUUAAGACUUCAAAUUUUCUUGUUGCCCCUGGAUUUACAAUACAAACACUGGGCAAAGGGAGAACCAAGUCAAUACACACCUACCCAGUAGAAGACUUUUGCUUUUAUCAAGGUGUCUUACGAUUGCACAAAAACUCAUCUGUAGCACUUUCAACAUGUGGAGGUUUGUCAGGCUUGAUAAGGACACAGCAAGCUGAUUACUUGCUGAAACCACUACCUCCAAGUAUUGCACUUAAGCACAACUUCUCUGCUCCUCACCGCUCUCACGUACUGUAUAAGAGAUCUACUGAGCCUCAGCUGUCAAUUGAUAAUGAGGUAACUGUGAAUGAGAGUCAAAGGGAAGUGGAUGGUCACAAUAAUGUUUUUCAAGAAACCCAGCACCAUCGCAAUUCUGGGCAGCAGCAAAAACGGCACUUUUGUGGGAGGCGCAAGAAAUAUAUGCCCCAGCCUCCAAGUGGAGAUACCUAUAUCUUACCUGAUGAAUAUAAAUACCUGCUGCGCAGCAAGCGAUCUCUUCUGAAAGCCCACAAGAACAAGGAGCUGAAUGUUGAGACUUUAGUGGUGGUUGACAAAAAGAUGAUGCAUAACCAUGGGCUGGACAAUAUUACUACUUAUGUCCUGACAAUACUUAAUAUGGUUUCUGCUUUGUUCAGAGAUGGAACAAUAGGUGGCAAUAUUAACAUUGCAGUUGUUGGCUUGAUACUUUUGGAAGAAGAGCAGCCAGGGCUCAUGAUCAACCACCAUGCAGACCAUACCCUGAGUAGUUUUUGCCAGUGGCAGUCUGGGCUAGUGGGAAAAGACGGCAGCCGCCAUGACCAUGCAAUUUUACUUACUGGCCUGGAUAUAUGUUCCUGGAAGAAUGAGCCAUGCGAUACACUAGGAUUUGCUCCGAUAAGUGGAAUGUGCAGUAAAUAUCGCAGCUGCACUGUUAAUGAAGAUACAGGGCUAGGACUGGCCUUUACUAUUGCUCAUGAGUCUGGACACAACUUUGGCAUGGUCCAUGAUGGAGAAGGAAAUAUUUGCAAAAAAUCUGAAGGUAACAUCAUGUCACCCACCCUGGCAGGACACAACGGAGUCUUCUCCUGGUCAGCAUGUAGUCGUCAGUAUCUCUACAAGUUUCUGAGCUCUGCUCAGUCCUUGUGUCUUGCUGAUGAGCCUAAGCCUGUGCAUGAGUAUAAGUAUCCAGAAAAGCUGCCAGGAGAGCUGUAUGAUGCGGCCACUCAAUGCAAGUGGCAGUUUGGGGAGAAAGCCAAGUUGUGCAUGAUGGACUUCAAAAAGGACAUUUGCAAAGCAUUGUGGUGUCAUCGUAUUGGCAGAAAAUGUGAAACCAAAUUCAUGCCAGCUGCAGAAGGUACAAUGUGUGGUUAUGACAUGUGGUGUCGUGGUGGUCAGUGUGUGAAGUAUGGUGAUGAAGGACCCAAGCCUAUCCAUGGGGCUUGGUCAGAGUGGUCCAGAUGGUCGCCAUGUUCCAGGACCUGUGGAGGAGGCAUCUCUCAUCGAGAACGAAAUUGUACUAAUCCAAGACCAUCCCAUGGAGGAAAGUUCUGUGAAGGUUCCCCUCGGAUGUUGAAGCUCUGCAACAGACAGAAGUGCCCAAAGAACAGCAUUGGCUUCAGAGCUGCCCAGUGUGCCGAAUUCAACAGCAAGCAGUUUAGAGGAUGGAACUACAAGUGGAAACCUUACACUCAAGUGGAAGAUCAAGACUUGUGCAAGCUAUACUGUAUUGCAGAAGGCUUUGAUUUCUUCUUUUCUCUGUCAAACAAAGUAAAAGAUGGGACCCCAUGUUCAGAGGACAGCCCUAAUGUUUGUAUUGAAGGGAUUUGUGAGACUGUUGGCUGUGAUCAUGUCUUAGGCUCCAGUGCUGUGGAAGAUGCUUGUGGAGUAUGCAAAGGAGAUAAUUCAAGUUGUAAAAUCUAUAAGGGGCAGUACACAAAAUACCACCCUACAAAUCAGUACUAUACACUAGUAACCAUCCCUGCCGGAGCACGCAACAUCCACGUGUACGAAAUGGACAUCUCCAAUUCCUACAUAGCUCUCCGCAAUACCAAUAAAAAAUAUUACCUCAAUGGCUAUUGGACUGUGGACUGGCCAGGGAGAUAUAAGUUUGCUGGAUCUGUGUUUGACUACCGGAGGCCAUAUAAUCAACCAGAGACACUAAGCACUCCUGGACCUACAAAUGAAAGUGUGGUAAUAGAGCUUCUCUCUCAAGGUAAAAACCCAGGAAUCACCUGGGAAUAUUCCCUUCCUAAGGUAGAAGAUGAAAAAAUGACAGCACUGAAGCAUAACUAUACAUGGGCCAUCAUCCAUUCUCAGUGCUCAGUCUCAUGUGGAGGAGGUCAAAUGGUCACAAAAGAAAGAUGCUACAAAGAUCUGCAAGUGCAAGUAGAUGCUUCUUUUUGCAGUCCCAAGAAUCAACCAGCUAGUGGAAUUGUUUCUUGCAAAAUGCCAGCUUGUCCUCCCAGCUGGUCUGUUGGUAACUGGAGUGAGUGCAGCAUGACUUGUGGAGCAGGGGAGAGGUUCCGGUAUGUUCGCUGCAUGCAGAGAAUUCAGUACAAGCCAGAAUGGGUAUCAGACUCUCUGUGUCGACCCCCUGCCCCAGUAACCAGGGAGCUCUGCAACACUCAAAGCUGUCCUCCCAUCUGGAGCACUGGGUCCUGGUCUGAGUGCUCUCGAACAUGUGGGAAAGGCUGGAGAAAGAGAGUGGUUGUGUGUAAAAGUUCCAUUUCAUCUCCCUGGGCUCCAGUUCUAUCGGAUGCUGCCUGUGCAGCAGAACUGAAACCGAAAAUGCAAGAAGCCUGCCUCCUUAAGCGAUGUCAUAAACACAAGAAACUACAGUGGUUUGUGUCCACAUGGUCUGAGUGCUCUGUGACAUGUGGAAAGGGAUUACAAAGACGAACACUGAAAUGUGCAGAAAAAUAUGUUUCUGGAAAAUACAGGGAACUUGCGCCUAAGAAGUGUUCUCACCUGCAGAAACUGAACAUAGAACUGGAAAAAGCCUGCAUUUUAAACUCAUGCCCCAGAUACCCUGUGCAUUCACUAGUCAGCCAGGGCAGCUGGGUCUCCUCUUCGUGGUCUCAGUGCACUGCAACCUGUGGAGGUGGCACGCAGGUGAGGUCCGUUCAGUGCCUAGCGCAUGGGAGGUCAGCCACAGGAUGUCUCUUGCAUCAGAAGCCCAUUGCCUCACAAGCCUGUAAUACCAACUUCUGCCCACUUCCCGAAAAGAAAGAUUUCUUCUGCAAAGAUUACUUUAAUUGGUGCCACUUGGUUCCCCAGCACGGUGUUUGUAAUCAUAACUUCUAUGGUAAACAAUGCUGCAGGUCUUGUAUCAAGUCAAAUCUGUAACUAAAACUUGGUUCUCGGAUAUGAAGCAUCGUUUUGAGUACAAAAUGAACUGCAUGUUCUUACUUGGGGCUGUGCCCAAUCAAGACAAAAGUCUCGAGAAUGACUGCCAUUUGCUCUGAAGCGUUCUUUUCAUUAAUCAGUGAGCCCAGGUACAAGUAUAGUCAAGCACUAUGCAGAUGGGUGAAGUGUCUCAAAUCCUUUUCAGUAUUUUAAUGGGAUCCAUGGUGCUGUUUUCUGCCAGGCAUCUUGUUCUUAAGAGGAGCAGGGAAAAGGGAACAGUUUUCCAAGUUAUAAACCUCACAGGGGCAGAGUUGAAUCUUAUGAACAUCACAGGGGCAGAGUUGAUUCUCAUCAUCUUUUGAGAAGACUUUGAAGAGGUGCCUGGAGGAUGAAUGUCUGAAACCAGCAACAGAGCAAUUUGCUGAGCCUCAAAGAGGACUUGGUUUCUUUUUACCUCAGUUCCCACUGCCCCAUUGCAAUCAAUGGGAGCUGUGCAAGAACACUACUGCACAUGAGCGUUUCCAUGGGGCUCACACUAGAGAACUUCCUAUUGGAUUCUGCCUGAAAUAUUUAUUAUUUCUUAGAAUGGUGCUCUUGCAAAGCCAAUAUAUAGGCAAUGUUCAUUUGUACUGUGAGUAUAAUCCGCGGCAAGGUUCUCCUGAACAAGUUCCAUUCAAAGAAUGAGAGCAGCUCAAGAACGCUCUGGUGCUCCAUUUAUUCAGUGAUGCUUACAGGAACUCAAGACAUAGUCUCCUAAUGCUCUUGUGCAGCAGCUCCCAUCCAUUUCAAAGGGACCUCACACAGAAGGACUCCCUGGUGGAUAGCACUGUUCACCUGCAGCCUCGUGCCAGCCAUCCUGGCGUUAACAUUUAUAAAUGACCUAUGAAAUCAAAAUACGGUCACUGACUAUAACAAUCAAAAUAUACUUGAGGCAUUUUUGCCAUUUUUAAGAAAUCUGAAUUGCUUUAGUUAGAUCUGUCAUUUUUAAUGAAUUUGGAGAAACCAACAGGCCUCAGGGUGUUCUUUCUCCUUCUUGAUUUCUGUCAGAUAAUAAAAUCCUUUAUAUUUGAUGUUUUCAAAUGAGUGAUCUUAUUUAAAUGUCCUUGUUUUAUGCUUUACCAUUAAGUAUAAAAAGAGUGUCCUGCCAUCAGUGUUACUUAAAUGGCUGAUUUUACCAAAAUUUUGUUGUUUGCAUUUAAACUUAAGGUACUACUGCUUUAUAUUCCAGCACCAUAGUAGCAUAAUAAACCUAUGCUUUGAAACAUAUUUUUGGCAUUUCAGUAGCUAUUUAGGACAACUGGAAACUGUUUCACAAGUUUAGAAGCUGCACAGAAUACUAACAUGAGGGGCUAUAUGUAUUUUGCAGUACCAUGGGAGUUCAAUGUUGAGGUAUUGAAUGCAGAAUGCUGCUUCCUGAGAAUUUCAGCUCUCAUGAAGCAAAGCAAGCUUCUAGCCAUUGUGGCUGAAAAGGGAUGCUUGAAAGUGUGUGGGUCCCAUGGCUGCUGAAGUUUCAGAUGCCAGAGCAGCUGCUGAAUAAGAGUUCCAUUGUUUGGGGUGGGGCUUCAAUGGGACUGUAUAACUGAUGUCCCUUCCCCAUUAAAUGUGUAAAAUAAAGGGGAAAUGCAAACUUUAAUGCAUACUUUAUAAAGGUCACAGAAUUUUGGUUAUUUUGGGUGGAGAAUUUGGCUUGCCCUGGUGCAGAAACUUUCCUUCUUAAAACACAGGGUAUACACAGCCCUGACUCAAAUGUACACUGCAACUACAGCAUAGGUGCUGCCUUAAGAUUUUCUGGUGCUGUCACUCCAAAUGGGAAUCUGAAUAUUUAUAUUACCUGAAAUGUAAUUAAAAAAAUUUAUUUGUUUCUC